AUGUGGGAAAUGAUACCGAGGGAAACCUACUCGAGUCCACAGGGUCGACUGACGACGGCAUCUUCGGUUGUCAUGACGGAGAACUUGUUUGAGUUUCCUCAGAUUAAGAGUAAUCCGAGCGGUGCCAAUCUGGGUCGACGCUACUUGCCCAUACGAAAGUAUCUGUUUUACCUGUUCCAAAAGGACUGUACCUGCAACGAAAGUCAACCACGAAGAGGGAAGAACCUACCAGAUGGCACGUUGGAUUCACGAGCCAAAAAGCUUCAACCCCAAGACAACGAUUACGAGUUCUCAAUCAAGUGGCUGACCGAACAUGCGCACGCGAUUCACCGCGAUGAACAUGGCCAAGUAGUGGGAUUGCGGCAAUUACCCGAGGUGUCGUUAUGCAAAGCGCACAGCAGCACACUCUAUCGGGCACAGAAAAAACAUGAGCGUGUUAAACAGCUUCCACCACCUCCACAGUUCGCUUCAAGUUCGUCCACGUCCUCCACUCACAACAACAACAACAACAACAACGGUCCUGCUGCUGCUGCUGCUGCUCCUACAACAACAACGACUGCAACAACAUUUUCACCAUCACCCGAUUACAUGAUGGAUAUUGAUAUACAUCGUCAUCCUCCUCCUCCACAUCCACAUCCACACCCAGCUUCUAUGGAUCAACAACAACAACAACAACCUCCUUAUUAUCACCAUCAUCACCAUCAUCAUCAACAGCCACCGUCACAAGGAACGCAGCAACAGCAACCACCUCCACCCCAACCGUACAUGAGCAACCUGGCUGCCAAAGUACGCAACAUCAACCACACGCCUUUUCAGGGUGAAAUGCCCGACUUUUCAACCAUGUCCAGCUCCACUUCGCUCAAACGUAAAAGGACCGAGAGUAUGGCUCGGUCCAGUGCAUCCACGCCGCUUCUGGCACAUCCUUACCACUCGCCAUCCUCGCCAAUACCCCACGUUGAUUUCAACCAGCAGUUACCGCCACUGCAUCAGCAACAGCAACAGCCGCAACCACAAGCAUCUCCCAGGACAACACAUACUGCUUCGUUGUCAUCGUUGCCGCUGCGAAGGGUCCAACCACCACCACCCUCCUCAUCCUCCUCCUCAUCCAACGAUCCCGGUAGUAGUAGCGGUGCUACGCCAGGUACCAAUAGACGCAUGUCGUUUCCUCAUUAUUCCCAGCAGCAACAGUCACCCUUACAUCAGCAGCAACAACAACAACAACAACAACAACAGCAAGCACCUUUCCCUCCAUCGACCUAUUCGUCACCAUCACCGUCUUUGGAACCGAUCAAUGCAUUGAUUGUGGAUACCGUGUCGCUAAAAACGCAAAACAACAACAGCAACAGUCCAGAAUACCUGAUCAAGAACUUGGCCAUCACGGACACGUUUACGUUUCGAGAACUGUUGGUCGAGGCAGACAUCACCGGGUCGCCCCCGCCAGGCAAGAGGAUUGUGAUUUCGGAUGACAGGCAGGAACGUAUUUUCCCAUUGGAUCAGGCGAUCCGUAGUGUGAUUCGACGGCCCGUGGGACCGCAUGUCGAGCUUUGGCUCAGUUUAAAUGAUAAGCCGUCGAUCGACUGGAGUUCGUAUCAUUCAUAG
Zychaea mexicana is the source of this 1599-nucleotide messenger RNA. RefSeq lists its product as uncharacterized. The coding region runs from base 1 to 1599 and encodes 532 amino acids. The record is from RefSeq and is a predicted model, not a curated record. The transcript has 5 exons. NCBI's taxonomy places the organism in Eukaryota, Fungi, Mucoromycota, Mucoromycetes, Mucorales, Lichtheimiaceae.